This is a messenger RNA of Geodia barretti, 382 nucleotides long. Lineage: Eukaryota; Metazoa; Porifera; Demospongiae; Tetractinellida; Geodiidae. The record is from the annotation of a GenBank genome assembly.
GAGGCCCUCUAUCAACAGCGGCAAGAGGUGGAGACUGCCAGUGAAGCAACACCCCAAAAAGAAGAGGAAGAGGUGGAGGAGGAGGGAGUUGCAAUGCCUGAUAACGACGCGGCCAUGUAUGAGGCGAUGGUCCUGGAGGCUGGUGUAGAUGAUGACUAUGAGGAGCUGACGACACCUGCCUACGGCGUCCCUCGGAGGGCCAUAUGCGAGGCUCCUGCCUACAAUAACGUGGGAGGAAACAGCAAUAAUGGGAGGCCUACUGUUUUGUACUCUCCAUUGUCUACAAGUCGUCUUGUUUGAUGCGUGUAGCUAUACUAUUGUACUCUGUAUAACUGUACAGUACAGUGGCUUUGAGGAUAUUGGGAAGUUUGAUGUCUUGCUA